Messenger RNA from Lachancea sp. 'fantastica', 1776 nucleotides. Lineage: Eukaryota; Fungi; Ascomycota; Saccharomycetes; Saccharomycetales; Saccharomycetaceae. The record is from the annotation of a GenBank genome assembly.
AUGCUCAGCGGAGGCCUGUUCAGACGUCCAUUCACUUUACUGAACUCAUCACAGUCGCGACUGCUUAUCAAAACCAUAAGUAGAAUGUCUCUACCAGCGCUGGCGAAUCCGACUUCGACUGAAAUGUCAGCCUUGAAAAGACCAGCUACGAACCAUCAUGUCAAUGACCGCGUACCUAACAAAACGAAAAAGAUAAAACUAAGGAAAUAUAAGCCGAAGAAGGUCGACGAAACAUCUCCUUUGGGUGUACUGCAGCUGGAAAUCGAAGAGCUUUUAACAAAGGAGGGACUUACGAAAGAUCAAGUUAAAAAUGACAUGACAGCAGUUCUAAACUACAAAACAAGCACUGGAGAGCCUGUAAGCUCGCAGUACCAUCGCGAGGUCAGUGGAGUAUCCGUUUUGCAGAUUGGCGCCAGUGGAGACGGUCUUGCAAUCAUCGACCACCCGGUAGAAAAUGAUAAAAAGCAGGUCGUCGUGAUCCCAUUCGCUCUGCCAGGUGACAUAGUUACUAUCCGAGUCUUCAAGACGCAUACACAUUAUGUGGAAAGUGAUCUUUUGCAAGUAACGCACAAUUCGGCACUGAGAAAAGACGAAAACAUCAAAUGUAAAUAUUUCGGGAAAUGCGCAGGUUGUCAGUUCCAGUUUUUGUCGUACGACGAGCAGCUAAAGCUUAAAAGGGACACCGUUUUCAACGCGUACAAGUAUUUCGCGCCAAAAUUGAUCGCCAACAAACUGGUGCCGGAAAUAGGCUCAACAGUACCAUCACCAAAAAUGUACGACUACAGGACCAAAUUAACCCCGCAUUUUGAUAUGCCAAGGAAAAUGAAAAAAUUGGAAGAAAGACCACCGCUUGGAUUCGGGCAGAAAGGUAGACCCAGUUGGCGUCAGUCUGACGCGGGUGGUAAUAGGAGCAUUCUUGAUAUCGAGGAAUGUGUUAUUGGAACUGAAAUUUUGAACCGCGGUAUGACCAACGAGCGCAAGAAGUUUGAACGCGAUUUCAAAGAUUACAAGCGUGGUGCUACUAUUUUGCUAAGAGAAAACACUCGUGUUUUGGACUCUGACAAAGGGGUGUUGGAACAACUUGAUGAGGCGUCUAGAGAUUUUGACACGGGUGAAAAAUCAUUUGUGGAAAUCACCGAAGACAAGCCUCUGGCCAAGACAUGCGUUACGAACUCGAGACAGGUGGUCACAGAAUAUAUUAAUGGCUAUACGUUUGAGUUUUCUGCGGGCGAGUUCUUUCAGAAUAAUAACAGCAUUCUGGGUAAGGUGACUGAAUAUGUUUGUGAGAAUCUUCAGAUCGCGGGCUCGAAGCCCGAAGACCCGCACUAUCUGGUGGACGCCUACUGCGGUUCAGGGCUGUUCAGCGUCACGGCAUCGAAGGGCGUCGACAAGGUGAUCGGUGUUGAAGUUUCUGCCGAUUCUGUGGCAUUUGCCGAAAGAAAUGCGCGUGCAAACGGUGUGGAAAAUUGCAAAUUUGUUGUGGGAAAGGCUGAAUGCAUUUUCGCCUCCAUUGACACCCCGCACGACCGCACUUCGGUGAUUUUGGAUCCUCCAAGGAAAGGCUGCGACGACGUUUUUCUCAAGCAGCUUGCUGAGUAUAAUCCUGCGCGCAUCGUGUACAUCUCGUGCAACGUGCACUCUCAGGCCAGAGACAUGCAGUAUUUUUUGCAAGACACGGUGAAUGGGGCUAAUUACAAGAUCGAAAGCGUUCGCGGUUUUGAUUUUUUUCCUCAAACCCACCACGUCGAAAGCAUUUGUGUGUUGACUAGAGUUUAA